AGUUCUGUCCGCCUGCCGCCAAGGGUUGAGGCCGCGGAGCUGCACAGCGGAUGGCUGAAAAAACAGGGUGGAACAUUUCGUACCUGGAAACGGCGCUUCUUUGUCCUGGACGGCACUGGACGAUUGGCCUACUACACCACCGCAGACAAGCUCCACUACUCGGGCUUCUUCAGCCUGGCUGAGGGGCCCGUCACCGUGAGCAGCUAUGAGUCGGAGACAGGCAACGCUCCAGUCGACCGCUCUUACAACUUCGUCCUCAAGCGAUCCGCGUAUAUUCAGCCCUACUGUUGCAGUGGGACUGAAACUGUCCGUGGUAGGUGUUAG
Messenger RNA from Dibothriocephalus latus, 324 nucleotides. Lineage: Eukaryota; Metazoa; Platyhelminthes; Cestoda; Diphyllobothriidea; Diphyllobothriidae. The record is from the annotation of a GenBank genome assembly.